Molecule: messenger RNA, 858 nt
Organism: Cotesia glomerata
Lineage: Eukaryota; Metazoa; Arthropoda; Insecta; Hymenoptera; Braconidae
Gene: SrpRbeta
Product: signal recognition particle receptor subunit beta
Exons: 4
Coding region: 90-809 (239 amino acids)
Biological process (GO): intracellular protein transport; protein localization to organelle; Golgi to plasma membrane protein transport
Cellular component (GO): Golgi apparatus
Molecular function (GO): GTP binding
Source: RefSeq, a predicted model, not a curated record
GUUACAUGUUACAUUUAUUAUUUAUCACUAAAAAAAAAUACAGCUGUUUCAUCGUAAAUUAUAAUAUUAAUAUUUUUUAAAUAAUAAUUAUGGAAGACUCAAGCGAGUUGUUAAAUGAAACUGAUGGAUUUUCCCAAUUCAUUGGAAUUAUAAUCGCUGUUGCGGUAAUAAUAUUCACUCUGGUUUUCUUCACAUUCUGGCAGAGAAGAAAAUCAGCAAAACGGAAUAUUCUUCUCACUGGAUUGUGCGAGGCAGGAAAAACUUACGUGUUUACUCGAUUUGUUCAAGAUAAAUGUAUUCCGACUUAUACAUCUGCAAAAGAAAAUAUUGGAGAGAUUAAAAUAAAAGAUCGAAGUCUUCAAAUAAUUGAUAUACCUGGCCAUGAACGUUUAAGAUACAAAUUUUUAGACAAAUACAAAACAUCUGCGGUUGGCAUAGUAUUUAUUAUUGACUCUGUCACUAUCAAAAAUGAUAUACGUGAUGUUACUGAAUUUUUGUACAAUUUACUAUCAGACUCAACAAUCCAAAAGGUACCAUUGUUGAUUCUUUGCAACAAACAAGAGCAAAAGACAGCCAAGUCCAGCUCCGAUAUUAAAUCGCUGUUGGAAAAAGAAAUGGAUCUCGUACGCGUUACUAAAUCUAGUCAACUAGAAGCUACAGACGAUACUUCUGCUUCGUCUUUUAUUGGAAUUCAAGGCAAAGAUUUCAAGUUCGAUCACUUGAAUACUGAAAUUCAAUUUGAUGAAUUUUAUUCUAGCAACUUUAAUAAAGAAGCUCUUCAAGAUACAUUCAGAAAAAUUUUUUUGUAAUUUAAAAUCAUUUAUUUUUUUAAUAAAAUAAUAUUUCUAAAUUUUCCUU